UGUGUGUGUUUAGCGAGAGCGUGAGCCAACGAGUGAGAGCAGUGUGUGUGGAGUGAGCAAGUGCAGAGCGAGCCACUCACACGGAGCAUGCCUCUGCGUCCUGCAGCCGGCAAACAUGAGCCACCCAGCUCUCCACAGCAGGACCAGCACACACACUCACACCCCUACACACACACCAACGGCAGCGAGGGGGCCAGCUCUGACAGCGGCAGCUCACGGGAAGAGGACAGCGGCAUCCCCGUUUCUGUCAGUGUUUUCUCUUUCCGUCCCGCUCGGGAGCGGAGCCCCAGUGCAGGAGGAGGCAUGGCGCAGGACAAGGGCAACACGUUGGUGAUCCGCAUCGGAAUACCAGACCUGGCACAGACGAAAUGUAUGAAGUUCGACGUGGACGCUCCUAUCUGGUUAUCUAAGCAGCAUAUCCUGUGUACUCUGAACCAGAGCCUGAAGGACGUGCUGAACUACGGCCUCUUCCAGCCAGCUCACAAUGGAAAGGCUGGCAAGUUCCUGGAUGAAGAGAGGCAGCUGAAGGAAUACCCACUCCCUUCUGCUACACCUGUACCAUACCUGGAGUUCCGCUAUAAGAGACGUCUCUACACACAGUCCCACCUGGAUGACAAGCAGCUCUCCAAACUACACACCAAGGCGAACCUGAAGAAGUUUAUGGAGUAUGUACAGCAGAGGAACAUCGAAAAGGUGUCCAAGUUCCUGGAGAAAGGUCUGGACCCCAACUUCCACGACCCUGAAUCGGGAGAAUGUCCUCUGACCAUGGCGUCUCAGCUGGAGGGCUGUGCAGACCUCAUCAAGGUGCUGAAGAGUGGAGGAGCUCACCUGGACUUCAGGACCCGAGACGGCAUCACUGCACUGCACAAGGCUGUCCGCACCAAGAACCAUACGGCCCUCAUAACGUUGCUGGACCUGGGUGCGUCUCCUGACUAUAAGGACAGUCGGGGGUUAAGUCCGCUCUAUCACAGCUCUAUGGUAGGAGGAGACCCCUACUGCUGUGAACUUCUGCUCCAUGACCACGCUCAGGUGGGCUGUGUGGACGAGAACGGAUGGCAGGAGAUACACCAGGCAUGCCGUCAUGGUCAUGUUCAGCACUUGGAGCACCUGCUGUUUUACGGAGCCGACAUGGCUGCUCAGAACGCCUCUGGAAACACCGCCCUUCACGUCUGUGCCCUCUACAACCAGGAUAGUUGUACCAGAGUUCUACUGUUUCGGGGAGUGAAUAAAGAGAUCAAGAACUACAACAGCCAGACAGCCUUUCAGGUGGCCAUUAUAGCAGGAAACUUUGAUCUGGCUGAAAUCAUCAAGAUCCACAAAGUGUCAGACGUUGUGCCUUUCAGGGAGACCCCAUCCUACACCAACCGUAGACGUGUGUUGGUGGGAGGACUGCCCUCGCCCCGCUCCCUGCUGCGCUCCGCUAGCGACAACAACCUCAACGGGGACAGCAGUCAAGGUCUGGGUCAAGGUCUGGGGCAGGGUCACGGUCGACAGGGUCAGUCUCCUGUCCCCUCUCUGAGAAGCCUCCCUGCACUGGGACAACACCAACAACAUGCCAGCCUGGGGGAGACUCGUCAUGGAGAGGUGCCAGACAGCAGUCUCCAGAGCACAGGCAGCUCUCGCUCCUCCCACUCCCGCUCUCCCUCGCUACACAGUCAUCUGCAUGAGGGCGAUCAGGGCAUCAGGAAGACACACGGACACCCUCUAGGACACGUCCCUCGAGGACGGCUCAGCCCGGGUACGGUGCAACGGGACCCCAGUCCCCCCACCCACACCCCUCCUGCCAUUGCCGGUGCCAGCGGGCCCAAGCGGAAACUCUACAGCGCCGUACCGGGACGUACCUUCAUCGUGGUCAAACCGUACACGCCACAGGGCGAAGGAGAGAUCCAGCUGAACCGUGGAGAGAGAGUGAAAGUGUUGAGUAUAGGAGAAGGAGGUUUCUGGGAGGGCACGGUCAAGGGGAGAACAGGCUGGUUCCCUGCCGACUGUGUGGAAGAGGUUCAGAUGAGACAGUAUGACCCUCGGCUAGAGACAAGAGAGGACCGCACCAAGAGACUGUUCAGACACUACACUGUGGGAUCUUACGACAACGUCACCUCAUACAGUGAUUACAUCAUAGAGGAGAAGAAUGCUAUGCUGCAGAAGAAAGAAAACGAAGGCUUCGGCUUCGUCCUGCGGGGAGCCAAAGCUGAGACGCCUAUUGAGGAGUUCACCCCAACACCUGCAUUCCCUGCCCUCCAGUACCUGGAGUCUGUCGACGUGGAGGGAGUGGCCUGGAGGGCUGGGCUUAGGACAGGAGACUUCCUCAUAGAGGUGCACGGAGUGAACGUGGUGAAGGUGGGCCAUAAGCAGGUGGUGUCUCUGAUCAGACAGGGGGGCAACAGUCUGCUGAUGAAGGUGGUUUCUGUCACACGCAAACCUGAGUCUGAGGAGGUGGUCCGCAAGAAAGACAGACCUCCCCCUCCGCCUCGUGUCAUUGGAGGCCAGCCGGCUUAUACCGUCCAUCGGAUACUGGAUUCCCGCCGGGUGCAGCGGUCCUGGCAGUAUCUGGUGGACUGGGAAGGCUACGGUCCUGAGGAGCGCUCCUGGGUUCCUGCCAAAGACAUACUGGACCCUGACCUCAUUCGUCAGUUCAGGGCCCUCCACCCCGAGAGAGCUGGUAGGAACGUCAGGAGCCGUUCCUAGGGGGGGGAUUCUGUCAGGAUUUGGCCAGGGUUGUUCCGGGUUUUUUCACUAGAUGCCCCCAUUGUGCUUUUUGACCUUAUGUUUUUUCCCUUGAUCCCCAUUAUUAUUUGCACCUGUGCAUCGUUUACCCUGAUUAUAUUUAAACCCUUUGUUUCCCUCAGUUCUGUGCUCUGUGUUUGUAUGUUAGCACCCAGCCCUAGUGUUCUGUGUGCUCUUGUCGAUUCCGGGUGACGCUCUUGUGGAAUUCUGUUUUUUUUGUUUUUGUUCAUUUUUUGUGAGUAUCUCUUGAGGCUUUUUUGUGCUUUACCUUCCACCUUUUGGAUUUGCCAUUUUUGUAUUUGAAGGACUUUUUACUUUAUUAAAUACACCGUCUUAAGUA
Oncorhynchus masou masou (cherry salmon) is the source of this 3064-nucleotide messenger RNA. Its product is annotated as SH3 and multiple ankyrin repeat domains protein 3-like. Gene Ontology annotation, molecular function: synaptic receptor adaptor activity; ionotropic glutamate receptor binding. Gene Ontology annotation, cellular component: dendritic spine; postsynaptic density; postsynaptic membrane. The coding region runs from base 88 to 2685 and encodes 865 amino acids. The transcript is spliced from 18 exons. The record is from RefSeq and is a predicted model, not a curated record. NCBI's taxonomy places the organism in Eukaryota, Metazoa, Chordata, Actinopteri, Salmoniformes, Salmonidae.